GGCUCCUUUGUGAGCUCCUGUCCUCUGUCAGGAGGAGACACCUUGUUAUCACUGACUCUGGGAGCUGCAAUAGUGGAUUUACACUCAGUGGUGCCACAAUCUAGCGCCCCCUGCCUCCACCACCUCCCACUGCACGUAGUCAGCCUGGUUUUCACUUUUCAUUACACACACACACACACACACACACACACACACACACACACACACACACACACACACACACACACCUCCUGUGAGAUCCACCCCGCCGUCCAGGAGGCUGCUCAUCCAUCCAUCCCAACAACACACUGCGCUGCAACGAGACGCUCCAACAGCUCCGCAGCUUUCACACACACACGCACAACAACAACACACUGCACGUCUGCUGGAUGUUGAGAUGCUCGGUGGCGUCUGAUGCUUUUCUUCCUUCCCCCUGAAACGAACGCCAGCACGAUGCCAGAGCCCGGGAUGGAGCGACUGGAUUAAACAAAAAAGGCAGCACAAAUAGGACUGGACCACAAACAGAGGCUUCAUUUCGCCAGCAGUCAACAUGGCCGUGAACAUGCUACCAUGUCCUACCAUAUGGCCCGGGGAGGAACAACCAUCGCUGCUGGACCAGGACGCCUCUCUGUCGAGCCACGCCUCCGUCUCCGUCUCCAUGCCCUGCCCACCACCGCCCAUCGGUGAACACCUCAUCCACAGCGGCAGCAGCCCGGCCAGCUCGCGGCCCCCCCGCAGCAAAUCCAAAGGAGAGCUGGUCAUCGUCAUCAACGAGAAACUGCAGAACAGUGUAGGUAAUGGGAUUCAUCCAGUUCCUGCAGAAACCACCUCUCCAGUCAUCUCCUCUCCUCCCAGAAGACAACACUCCAUCUCUUACCCCCAUCACAACAAGACCAGGAAGGGCAGCAGGGCCAGCUCCAUUGGCUACACCGCUUUCUCCCCAAGGCCGUCCAUUUCUCGCCACUCCAGCAUCGCCACCCAGCCGCCCCUGGACCGGACCAAGGUGAAGGACUACCUCCUGCUGUCCGUGUUGGCCUGCUUCUGCCCCGUCUGGCCCAUAAACAUUGUGGGAUUCGUCUACUCCAUCAUGUCCAAGAACAGCCUGGAGCAGGGAAACCUGGAUGGUGCCGUGCGCCUGGGACGUGUGGCCAAGAUGCUCUCCAUCGUUUCACUAGUUGGAGGGACGCUCAUUAUCAUCGCCUGCAUUGUCAACCUGGCCAUAAAUGUGAAAACCUGAGUUUCAUCCCAGGGUGAAACUGGAUAAGACAACUGACCGUCUGGCCCUCACCUGCACCACCGUCCUUACCACCUAGUCAUUACCUGGAUGUGUGACAAAUAUACACCCAAUAUACAGCGCUUACUCAUAUUUCUGUAAUCUAUAGAGGUCCUUUUUGCUAAUGGAAGAAAAUGACAUAUGCAAAUGCUGCUGCAUUGAGUUGGGGGGAGGUUUUUCUGAUGUUAGAUGGAGAAGGGCAGUCAGACUAAUCGGCCCCUUCCUAUUCACACCAACACGUUCAGAACGAUUCUUGAGAAAGACACAAACUCUUCGACGCCCGCAGAACUGACUCAAACCAGGUGGACGAGAAAACAAGUGGAGCUGGUAACACGACAUGAAACAGGAAGCGACACCUCCUCAGCUUCAGCGCCUCAUGCAACUCCCCACAAAAUGUCCGCCAAAUCCAUCCUUCACCGCACCGACGACACAGUUUCAGCUCUGCCGCUAAAUCCCCCUCGGAUCCACGGAGAGCCUCUUGGAUUUGUGUCACGGAGCAGAGAUUCAUCCUUUUCCCUUCCCGGAGAAGAAACACUUUCAAUCAUCGUACGUCGUCUCGUUCCCGGCCCUCCUCUGUGGUUCUCUUGACUCCUGCCAUACAUCAUGUGUUUGAGAAGCGAGCGUACGGGAGGCGAGGAGGAUGAAAGAGAGGCUUACCAAGGACUAGCUAUGCUAUGCUGAAAAGGAAAGGGAUUAUGGGAAGUCUUGCACCGAAUGCACAGUCGUCACUGCAAGGAAAACAUGUGCCAAAAAGGAAUUUAGUGGGAAAAGUUUCUCGCUUUGUGAAAAAAACCCCAACUCUGAUCACAGAACUGUUGUUGUAGAGGGUGUUUCCACUCGGCUGCGACUUUACUGUAUAAUCCCUCGACACCACUGAGCACUGUGACCUGAGAACAGCUACAUGUCCACAUAAUUAAAAAACCCACUGUAGCAGGAUACUCAUUUUACAGUGAAGCUAAUUACGCUGCGUCAUCUCGAACCUAUCUUUUUGAUAAUGUUUUUGUAAGAGAUCAUUUUGAAACUGAGGAAGAUUUGUAAUGUGAUGCUCUUCAGUGCCGUGUGUGUGUUGACAGAUGGUGGGAGUGCUGUGUGCAUAUGGGACAUCACCAUUUGGUUAAACAAAUUAAAUAGCUCAUGAUUGCAGGAAGGGUUGAGGCUCAAUCUGCAUCCACAGAUCGGUGGCAAUUGUUUCUCCCUUAAAAACCAUGAAAACUGUUGAAUUUGAUUAACACUUAAAUAUUUAUUUCCUGUUUGUUUGUAAUAUUGUCGGAUGAUGCACAGUUGCUGUGAUAGAACUAAUGUUUACAUCUGGUUUAUUAUGAAUAUUAUUACAUUUCCUGUGUAUUCUAACCUCUAAUCUCUGAUUCUCAACUAAAACAAACGGGUUUCAUUGACAAUAGAUAAAACUCCUUAUUUAUUUAUCGUAUCCUGGAUCUCGAAUCAAAUACAGAAAGGUUCAGACCUGCAGAUCAUUUUCUUUACAGACUGAGUUGGCUUUUCUUUUCCUCCCUCUGUUUCUAUUUAAUAUGUAAAUUUAAUUAUAAUCAACAGUCAAUGUAUUCUGCAGAUAUUAAUCUCAAUAUUGUGAUAAUUCUCUAGUUGGUAUGAGUUAGCAUUAAGUAGUUACGACCUAACGUAGGCACAGGCGCUGUCGGCCGGCCUCCCGACGGCCAUUGUAACGCCACCGGGCUUCUAUAAUCUUUGUGGUUACUGGCAUGUUGUGGAUUUCUAUUCAUGUACGACGAUAGAAGCUGAAAAAUCUGCAGAGAUAAAGCUGGCACUUGGAAUAUUAUACUUCUGCAGCACAUUCAUAAUAAAGACACGAUGCAUGUAA
Messenger RNA from Hippoglossus stenolepis (Pacific halibut), 3086 nucleotides. RefSeq names its product proline-rich transmembrane protein 2 (gene prrt2). Bases 530 to 1216 code for a protein of 228 amino acids. The transcript has 5 exons. Lineage: Eukaryota; Metazoa; Chordata; Actinopteri; Pleuronectiformes; Pleuronectidae. Gene Ontology annotation, cellular component: membrane. The record is from RefSeq and is a predicted model, not a curated record.